This is a messenger RNA of Carassius gibelio (silver crucian carp), 5295 nucleotides long. Its product is annotated as sodium/hydrogen exchanger 6-like. Gene Ontology annotation, biological process: proton transmembrane transport; regulation of pH; sodium ion transport. Bases 155 to 2236 code for a protein of 693 amino acids. Gene Ontology annotation, molecular function: sodium:proton antiporter activity. Gene Ontology annotation, cellular component: membrane; recycling endosome. The transcript has 16 exons. The record is from RefSeq and is a predicted model, not a curated record. NCBI's taxonomy places the organism in Eukaryota, Metazoa, Chordata, Actinopteri, Cypriniformes, Cyprinidae.
GUCACGCGCAGUGGGCAGGGCCUCGCUGGGAAUCAGGAACAAUCUACAGCAGCCUAUGAUUGUAUCUGCUAAUGCGAAUGCUUGUGUUCAGCGAUCGUGAGCACUAAUAGUGCAUUACUCUUCUUCUGUCUUUCCACGUUAAAGAAAUGCCAACAUGGGCUCUACAUGUGAAAUCAACGCCGCGAUGAGUGUUUGGAGAAGACUGUCUCUGUUUGUUUUGGCGAGCUCCCUCUGCUCGCGCCUGUGCCGAGCUGAAGACAGUGCGAUGGAGAACAUCGUGACAGAGAAGAAAGCCGAAGAAAGCCACAGGCAAGACAGCGCCGAUCUGCUGGUCUUUAUCCUGCUCCUCACCCUGACGAUCUUGACCAUAUGGUUGUUCAAACACCGCCGCUUCAGGUUUCUGCACGAGACGGGACUGGCGAUGAUAUAUGGGUUGCUUGUGGGUGUUGUACUGCGAUAUGCUAUUCAUGUACCCAGCGACAUGAACAAUAUUACACUGAGCUGUAAUGUCACUGCCAGUCCAGCCACACUGCUGGUGAAUGUCAGUGGUAAGUUCUAUGAGUACACACUGAAAGGAGAGAUCAGUGGCAGUGAAGUCAAUGACAUUCAGGACAACGAGAUGCUCCGCAAGGUGACCUUUGACCCAGAGGUCUUCUUCAAUAUUCUCUUGCCUCCCAUAAUUUUCCAUGCUGGAUACAGUUUAAAACGAAGACAUUUCUUCAGGAACCUGGGCUCCAUUCUUGCCUACGCGUUUGUGGGAACCUUGGUGUCUUGUUUCAUCAUUGGGUCAUUAAUGUAUGGCUGUGUGAUGCUGAUGAAGCAAAUCGGCCAUAUGGGUGGUGAUUUCUUCUUCACCGAUUGCCUUUUCUUUGGUGCCAUUGUCUCAGCCACUGACCCAGUGACCGUUCUGGCCAUCUUCAAUGACCUGCAGGUGGACGCUGACUUGUACGCGCUGCUGUUUGGAGAAAGUGUUCUGAAUGAUGCCGUCGCUCUCGUACUGUCCUCGUCAAUUGUUGCAUAUCAGCCUGAGGGAGACAACACUCACACGUUUGAAGCCAUGGCCAUGCUGAAGUCCUUUGGAAUCUUCCUGGGGGUCUUCAGUGGUUCUUUUGCUCUUGGAGUGGCAACUGGAGUCGUAACUGCAUUGGUUACUAAGUUCACUAAGCUUAGGGACUUUCCAUUGCUGGAGACGGCACUGUUCUUCCUCAUGUCCUGGAGCACAUUCCUACUGGCCGAGGCAUGUGGAUUUACAGGUGUGGUGGCGGUUCUGUUCUGUGGAAUGACACAGGCACAUUACACCUUUAACAAUCUUUCUCCUGAAUCUCAGGAAAGGACAAAGCAAUUAUUCGAGCUUCUGAAUUUUUUGGCUGAGAACUUCAUAUUUUCCUACAUGGGCUUGACAUUGUUUACCUUCAAGAACCACGUCUUCAACCCAAUCUUCAUAGUGGGCGCAUUCCUGGCUGUGUUUCUGGGGAGAGCGGCGAACAUCUACCCCCUCUCCUUCCUGCUGAACUUGGGCCGUAAAUACAAGAUCAGCCCCAACUUCCAGCACAUGAUGAUGUUUGCAGGUCUUCGUGGCGCCAUGACCUUUGCCUUGUCAAUCAGGGACACGGCCACGUAUGCGCGGCAGAUGAUGUUCUCCACCACGCUGCUGGUGGUCUUCUUCACCGUUUGGAUCUGCGGUGGAGGCACAACUCAGAUGCUGUCCUGCCAGAAAAUCCGUGUUGGAGUAGACACCGAUCUGGAGAACUUUAUCGGCCCUGAUGGAGUGGAGAGGAGGAGCACUAAACACGAGAGCGCCUGGUUCUUCAGGAUCUGGUACAACUUUGAUCACAAUUAUCUCAAGCCCUUUCUGACCCACAGUGGCCCACCGCUCACUGCCACACUCCCAGCCUGCUGUGGCCCUCUGGCACGUUGCCUCACCAGCCCACAGGCGUAUGAGAAUGAGGAGCAGCUGAAAGACAGCGACUCGGACCUGAUCCUGAACGACAGUGACAUCACGCUGACGUACGGUGACAUCACUGUGAGCACAGAUGCAACGGGCGCUCACACGAGCGGGACGCCCGUCGGAAGAGUGACUGUGCACUCUGACGAGGCUCUGGACCGAGAGCUGGCGUUUGGCGACCACGAGCUGGUGAUCCGAGGCACCCGCUUGGUCCUGCCCAUGGAUGAUUCGGAGCCCCCGCUGCCUCUAGACUCCCAUCGCUACCGGCACAAGAACGAAUCGAUGAGUUGAACGGCCCGAGCCUCUUCUCUCUAACAUGUCUCAUCCAGAGUGAUCUCUCUCAGCACUUCUCCUGUCUCUGAAGUGGCUGGUUUGAUGUCUCUACCUCAUUUGUCACUCUUUCUUUUACAUCAGAAAUCUCAAUUAUUUAUCUACUUCUCUUGUGCAAGGCUAUUUUUUUUCUGUUUACAGCCGCCAAUCAGACCACUUAGCAUCUGACAUCACAUAUCGGAAGCAUGUUCUGGUUUCUCUAAGGUUAUCAUGACAACAGAAUAAGCAUACUUUAAUUGUCUGUAAAGCAAGGCGUAAAAUUGCCAUGACCUGGCCUGCAUGCUUAUUUGUGUCCUCUCUUGACGUGCGAGCGCUUGUUUAGGAGAUGUGAAGAGUCCGCCGCACAUUCCUGUGGGUCUGAUGCUUUUUACUGCCUUGUGUCUUUGUGAGCGUCUGACAGAGGCGUGCUGGCUGGUGGCUCUGGGUUUGCUGUGCAGUUACAAUCAAGUGCCUGUCGAAUGUAGUUUCCCCUCCUUUUGAGCAAAAUGACACUCUUUGCCAUCCACUAGAGGGAGGCCUUGUAUUUUGAUACUGUAUUGUUCGUCUGAGCUGUGCGGUAACUUGUGAUUGGCUGUAGAGGUGUGCUUGGAUCUUACAUUGUGACCUUUGACUGUGAAUCUCUGAAGGUUUUUACGCCUUGUUUGUGUUAUCGUUCAGAAGAAAGAGAGCCAUUCAUACGGUGCACUUUCCUUUUUUUCGUUGUUGUAACAUUUUUCUAAAACGACUAAGAAUAGAGAUAAUUUUUCUUUCUUUUUUUGUCUUAUGUAGUUUAAAUGGUUUAUGAACUAAAUGUCAUGUUUGAUUACGAAGGUCUAAAAUAACAUGCGUUUGACAUCGGGAUUACAAACGGCAAAAAAUUAAGAGAAGAUUGCCGUACUUUUUGUAGUAGGGCCAUCUAGCAUAAUGCAUUGAGCAAACAGUUAAAAAAAAAAGAAAGAAAGAAAUGCUAAUGACUUUAUUCCUAACUUUUUGCAUGACAUGUCAUGUGGAGAAGUAUAACCCUCCACGUUUCCUCCCAGUUCUAAUCAAUUGAAAAUUCUUUACCUAUCUAGAUUAGUGAAGAGCAUCGCAUCAACACCGGUGUGAUUUUUACAUUGGUUGGAGUUCAGAUUUUAGACUAAUUUUUAAAGGGCUGAAUGAAUCAAAGAAGUUUUAAUGUUCACGCCUAUGAAAAGAAAGAACAUUGUACGAGGCGUCAAGUUCUGUUUGAUGGUUUCAGGCUGGACAGGCAACUGAAAAAAUGGGGUUGGAUUUGCAUGCAGUAAAUUCUCUGUUAAUGGCAUUACAGUAAGAUCUUUACUUUUAGACCUGCAUCCCAAUUUACAUGCACUACAUCCAAAACAGAUGGUGAAGAUUAGAAUUAGUGCCUCCCAAAUUGUUUAACUUUUCUCAUAAUUUGAGAUUUUUUACAGAAUCUGUAAGGUGUUCAGCAUUUUUUUUAUUUUUAUUAAUUAAACUGAUAUUUAAGUAUGUUCAACUACACAAAAUCAUAAAAGUGAAAUUACACCGGUUACUCAAUCCAAAAGUUUACACUCCCUUGGUUCAUCAUUCUGUUUGACAACUCUAUCAAUGUGAUGUUUAUACUUGAAUCUCUUAUGUAAGAUAUAUAUAUAUAUAUAUAUAUAUAUAUAUAUAUAUAUAUAUAUAUAUAUAUAUAUAUAUAUAUAUAUAUAUAUAUAUAUAUAUAAAUAAUAAUAAUUAUUAUUAAUAUUAUUAUUAUUAUAAAUUCUACAAGGGGUACAUAAACUGCUUUUGAGUUUAAUAGACAAUUUCAUGAUGUCCUGGUACUUUCUGUCAUACAGUGUACUUUCCCAUCCUCAGUAAAAUGUACAUGCUUUAAGUUUGCACUAGAAGUAUGUAAAUUGGGAUGCAGGUAAUGAUUUAGUUAUUCUUCAUUUUAAGAUGAAGUGAGAUUUCAUGAUGAGUCAUGACCCAAGAAAAUGAAGGAACGCAAGUAGAGGAGCAAACAGAUCUUUUGUAGAAUCUGGUCCAUGUGUUAGUAGAUUAUCUAUUGCUUUCUGUCUGUUUGUGAACUGUAUAGAAACUGCUGUUGUGUGGAUGUUGUCUGGCCAGGGUGGCAUCAUUGACUGCGCAGCAGGAAGUGUGCUGGAAAACUGCACAGGCUGUGGAAAGAGAGGAUGACGGCUGGUCUUGACAGUAGCAUUAGAAGCCUUCGACACAGAUAUUUCCUGCUGUGCAGGGUGAUGUGAGGGGGGGCCCCAGUAUUGUAAUGCACAGGAACAGUGCGUGUGUGUUUGAAUAGACAUAAGAGUUAAGCAUUAUUAGCAGAUUUGCACAUUCGUUUUUGUUUUUAAUUUGGUUUAAAAGUGACAUACCUGAAAAAAUUAUGUUCUAAUGUAUGUAAUGUUCUUUGUCUGAGCAUCAUGAUGAACUCCAAUACAGAUCGUCCUUUUUUUUUUUUUGUCCUUUGAGAAAUUCAGACAUCCUGCUAAAUUCUUCUUUUGUGGAAAACUAAUGAUUAGAAGAGAACAAAAAAGUAUUGAGUGUCUGUAAUACCUGUUUGCAGCAGGAUUUCUUGCGUUUGCAAUACUUGAGAAUGAAUCUUGUACCUUUUAAGAGCAGAACCUAUGAGUAGUGAAUCUAUGAGAUGGAUAUUGAGUGGAACAGAUGAACUAGAAGUUUCUGUACAUUGUAAAGAUACCGUUCCAGAAAAGAAUUCCAUUUAUUAAGGGGUGUGAUUACUUGGAUUAAACCUUUUUUCUUUUUAAACACUUGUAUAAUCUAUGUCGUCCUCCAAAAAUGCGAAGAAUGAGCGCUUGAGUGUAAGACUAAAGAGACCUGUGCAUCCCAGCCAGUCCAAAGUAGCAGAAGCAAGCUGAACGGACUUUAAUGGUGGUAUAUGUGCAGUUUGUUCUGGUACACAGCUGUGUGUUAGUCACACGAUGUGCAGCUCUACUCUAAUGUGUUGCAGGUACUGACUUUUUACAUCUGUGUAAAUAUUCUCAUCUGUUCAUGUGUGUGCAAUGGUCAAUAAACUGAAGCCUGUGCUUUAGAUUAAA